Messenger RNA from Fulvia fulva, 984 nucleotides. Its product is annotated as m7GpppX diphosphatase. The record is from RefSeq and is a predicted model, not a curated record. The transcript has a single exon. NCBI's taxonomy places the organism in Eukaryota, Fungi, Ascomycota, Dothideomycetes, Mycosphaerellales, Mycosphaerellaceae. The coding region runs from base 1 to 984 and encodes 327 amino acids. Gene Ontology annotation, molecular function: RNA 7-methylguanosine cap binding; hydrolase activity. Gene Ontology annotation, cellular component: nucleus; P-body. Gene Ontology annotation, biological process: deadenylation-dependent decapping of nuclear-transcribed mRNA.
AUGUCAGACCCCUCCCCAAACACCCUCAUAACCCGCUUCAAAUUCCAAAAACUCCUCAACACAGACCAAGCCGGCCGCCGCCUCAUCCUCCUCGGCACAAUCUCCAACACGCCAGCCCUCCUCCUCGCUGAGCGCGGCGCAUUCUCAACAGACAACACCUACCUUGAGUCCUUCUCUCGCUUGAUGACCAAUAUCAAGAACUUGGGUGAUAACGACAUCUACCGCUGGUACCUGGCCAACAGCAUGGCUGAGAACACCAUCGACGAGCCCACCCCGCCAGAUUUGAAGUUAAAUCUGAUAUGGCCCUGUACCGAGAAGCACAUCGCGAAGUAUUCGUUCCAGCAGAUGCGGGUUGUGGUGGAGACGGGGGUGGUUUAUGAGAGGUUUGUGAGGCGGUAUAUGCAGCUGUGUCGGGAGGAGGGGAGGUUGAAUUGGGUUUUUAAUAUUUUGGAUGGGAGGGCGGAGCGGGAGAACGUGCUGUUCCGCUCGAAGGCGGAGAGGGAGGAGGAUGAUUUUCUGCUUCUUCCGGACCUGAAUUGGGAUCGCAGUACGCUUGGAUCGAUGCAUCUUCUUGCCCUGCCUAUUCGGAGGGAUAUCUGGUCCGUCCGUGAUCUGACGAAGUCGCUCGUCCCUUGGCUGCGACAUCUUCGCGCUACCCUUACGCAGACAGUCACGGACCUUUAUCCUGGGGUGGAGAGCGAUAUGCUGAAGUUCUAUGUGCACUAUCAACCCACGUACUAUCACUUCCACGUACACGUCGUGCAUGUGAACCUGGAUGCGACAGGGACGCAGGCGGUCGGCAAGGCAUUGGGGUUGGACCAUGUUAUCAGUCAAUUGGAGCAUAUGGAGGGCGGGGAGGAGGCGGGGAUGCAUCAGGUGGAUCUUGGGUAUACGGUGGGGGAGAAUAGUGAGCUGUGGCAGCAGAUCUAUUUGCCGUUGAAGGAGGGGAGGGAGCCGAGUGUGGGAGGGAGUGGGGGAAAAUGA